Messenger RNA from Alexandromys fortis (reed vole), 758 nucleotides. It is a transcript of the gene Crabp1, whose product is annotated as cellular retinoic acid binding protein 1. NCBI's taxonomy places the organism in Eukaryota, Metazoa, Chordata, Mammalia, Rodentia, Cricetidae. Gene Ontology annotation, biological process: fatty acid transport. The transcript has 4 exons. Gene Ontology annotation, cellular component: nucleus; cytosol. The coding region runs from base 105 to 518 and encodes 137 amino acids. The record is from RefSeq and is a predicted model, not a curated record. Gene Ontology annotation, molecular function: fatty acid binding; retinoic acid binding.
GGCGCAGUACGCCAGUCUCUCUCUGCAGCGCCGUGUGUUGCCGCUCCGCAGCAGAGGUCCGUGCCUGCCGCUGUCUUCGCGCCGCCGCCCCCGCCACAGCCACCAUGCCCAACUUCGCCGGUACCUGGAAGAUGCGCAGCAGCGAGAAUUUCGAUGAACUCCUCAAGGCGCUGGGUGUGAACGCCAUGCUGAGGAAGGUGGCAGUGGCGGCUGCAUCUAAGCCGCACGUGGAGAUCCGCCAGGAUGGGGAUCAGUUCUACAUCAAGACAUCCACCACGGUGCGCACCACGGAGAUCAACUUCAAGGUCGGAGAGGGCUUCGAGGAGGAGACAGUGGACGGACGCAAGUGCAGGAGUUUGCCCACUUGGGAGAACGAGAACAAGAUUCACUGCACACAGACUCUUCUUGAGGGGGAUGGCCCCAAAACCUACUGGACCCGAGAGCUGGCCAAUGAUGAGCUGAUCCUGACAUUUGGCGCCGAUGAUGUGGUGUGCACAAGAAUUUAUGUCCGGGAGUAAAGGUGGCUGGCUUGUUCCUGCUUUCAGGACAGGAUGCGAGUUCCCCUGAGGACUGUGUCAUCGGCCUGCACAGCCAGUGGGUCUUUCCUCCUACACACCCCUCCCCGUAAACAUUAGGCAACCCCGUUUUCCCUGUGACACUGCUGUAGUGCCCUGCCCUCAGGCCCCUGUCGCCUGUGCAUCCCUGGUUUGGCGUUUGCAUGGUUGUACCGGUCAUUAAACUGGUUGGACGCAUCUCAA